ACUGGAACGUUACACUACCAUAUGGCCAAAAGACGGGCCGAUAUUGAGUUGAAUCAAGAUAACUGGGAUGAUGAUUUAAGAGCUACUACUAAGGGAAACUUCGAUAAAGCAGACAAGGACAUUAUUUCACAAAGAAAAAUUUUGACAGCACGUACUAACAGAACAUCUAGUGGAACGUCUGGACUAUUUAAAUCAUUUACCGCUUUUUCUGACUGCUCAAGUGGAAACCCAGUAUCAUUCGAUUUUGGACUCAAACAUUCAAGUGUUAAAGAAAAUGGCCAUAAGGAUGAAGAGACUGAGUAUCUUGAACACCUACAAACUCUCAAUCAGAGCUUACUCGAUUGGAUUACAAAACACAUUAAAGAAGACCCAUUUUGUAUUCUCAGCCCGAUAUUCUCCGAUUACGACAAACAUUUAUCGGGAAUCAACUCUAAAUUUCCCAAACAAUCAUUAGUAGGUGCGGUUUCACUGCCGGAGAAAAAAGAAGCCAGCAGUCACUUAAUUGCCAAAACACCUGAAGUUAUUGAGACUCCGGUCAAGAGUGCACCAAAUCCCGUUUUCUUUUUCGGCAAUUCCAUACCAAAACCCACACCUAUAUCUUCUGGCUCUUCGACUGAUUCUACAGAUAAGAAACCUAUAUUUUCAUUUGGGUUGCCGCCUAUCACGACAACUAGUACUAAUUUCACUCAGUCGCUUUUUCAGUUUCCCAGCGUCUCUAGUUUCUCACAAAAACCUGUGAAUCUCGAUCCUAAACAGAACACUAGUAAUCAACAAGGGGAUGAUGACGACGAGGAAUAUAUUCCUCCCAAACCAGAGGUUAAAGAUUUCAAAGAAGAUGGGUCAGUUUUCACUACAAGGUGUAAAUUAUUCUACAAAGCGGAUAAUGAGUGGAAAGAGCGUGGACUUGGAAAUUUAUUCAUCAAACCAACGACAAACGAUAAAUUUCAAUUACUCAUCCGAGCUGAUACUAAUCUCGGCAAUAUAUUGCUAAAUAUACUGGUUACAAAAGAUGUGCCUAUUAAACAACAGAAAAAUAACUUGACUUUAGUUUGUAUCCCUUCACCACCUUUACCAUCCCAGGCUAAAUCGUCCCUUACCAACGAAGAAGAUAAUGGGCAACCAAAACCAGUUCCAAUGUUGAUACGUGUGAAAACUGAAGAGGGAGCUACAGAGUUACUAAGUCAAAUGGAUUUGCACAGGGGUGUCUCAACGAAUUCAUAAUAUUGAGAUGAGUUUUUCCCAUCGUUUCUGUCUACCUCUUAUUGACUGAAAAUUAUGUUUCGUGUUUUGAAGAUUACAUUCAAUUUUUUUUUUUCGAAAAAAGAUCGUUUUGAAAGUAA
Schistosoma haematobium is the source of this 1340-nucleotide messenger RNA. It is a transcript of the gene NUP50, whose product is annotated as Nuclear pore complex protein Nup50. Bases 22 to 1221 code for a protein of 399 amino acids. Gene Ontology annotation, cellular component: nuclear pore. Lineage: Eukaryota; Metazoa; Platyhelminthes; Trematoda; Strigeidida; Schistosomatidae. The record is from RefSeq and is a predicted model, not a curated record. The transcript is spliced from 5 exons. Gene Ontology annotation, biological process: protein import into nucleus.